This is a messenger RNA of Trichoplax adhaerens, 1773 nucleotides long. RefSeq lists its product as uncharacterized. The record is from RefSeq and is a predicted model, not a curated record. The transcript has 18 exons. Lineage: Eukaryota; Metazoa; Placozoa; Uniplacotomia; Trichoplacea; Trichoplacidae. Bases 1 to 1773 code for a protein of 590 amino acids. Gene Ontology annotation, molecular function: protein binding.
AUGGCUGAAGUCUUUCUGUACAGGUUGGACCAUGUUCUUGGGAUCACAGGUAAAAAUAAUCAGGAGAGAAUCCAAACUGUGAGUUAUAAAUUAUCUAGGAAAUGCGUGGCGUUAGCGUUGGCUACAGCAAAUGGGAAUUUAAUUUUACGCUUUGAAGAAAAUGCUAAAACCAACACUAGGAUCUUACCAUGGCUUAGAAAUCCUCAAUAUGCUAUAAGGGCGAUGACGUUCAGUCCAGAUGGUAAAUGGUUGGUUUGUGUGUGUAUAAACUCGGUACUAUUCAUCGUACCUGCUUUAACCUUAGUGAAGCCUAAAAGUCUCUCCGGUCAUCCUUUAUGGUCAAUUUACGAUCUAACAGAAAUCACAGAUACUGAAAUCAGCGGAAAUGCAACAUGUGUGGUCUGGUGGUAUUCCAUGGAUAAUAAGCACCUGGCUAUUGUUGGAUGCGAGGAUGGUGAGGUUGUCUUUAUCGAUCUAGUACUAAGACGUAAAGUAACAGGAUUCAAACUUGAUAAUACUACAAUUAAGUCAAUGGAUAUUGUUCGAGAUUUUUCCGAAACUGCCAGCUAUCUAUUAAUACACACUGUUGAUUACUCUCUGAGAAUGAUGCUAGAAUUAAUCGAAAAGCGCUUCGAUUUAAAUUCGUUGAAAAGUAUGCUUCAUUUAGACGAGUUACAAUAUCGUGCACUCCUUUCGGAAAUCAAGGACUUCAACUACGAUAGCAUCAUUCAAUCUUUUCAAAUGCCUCGUGAGGAUAUAAUACAGAUAUUUAUCAAGGAAGAAGCUAUCCCUUUUGCUUAUACAGCAGGUUUUCAAUCGGAAAAUGUAGCUUUACCGACGUGCGUAAUAGUAACAUCCUGUGGAAUUUACGAAUGCAGGCAACGUUUACAUGCUGAAGAUAUUUUGCUAGAGUUAAUCCUUUCAUCAGCUUAUAAAGACUAUCAAAGAGCUGAAAAAUUCGGAUUUGCCUUGCAUCUAGAUAUCGACAGGAUUUAUCAAGCGAUAAUGAAGGGCUUUUAUACUUUUAUAAAGAUAGCAGCUGAAGAGAAAUUAGAAUCUAAGUGUUAUACACAAUGCCAGAAAUUACUCAAGCGUUCUAGGGCUGAACCCGUAAAUGUUGUUCGAGCGUUCUAUCGACGAGAUCGAAUUAGCGAUUCCGUUAUAUAUUUGAAACAGGUUUCAGCAAAUCUGAAGGAUCGAGGUACCAGAAGUGUAAUCAAAAUCUCAAAUACUACAGCUUUCUGUUAUAUAAUGCAGUUACUAAUUCAAGCUGCAAAUGGUAAAAGUGGUCACGCGCUAAGGGAAUCUUUCAGCCAAUUUUUAAAGAGAAACGAGAGCUUUACUACCGAAUUUGUAUUAAAAAAAUUAAUUCUGACUGGUUUGACUGACUUCAUUUUCGAAGUAGCGAAGACUCGUGGCGAAAUUGUUUUUGUGAUGGGAUCUAUAGUUGACCGGGGACAUAUGCAUAUAAAUAUAGCAGCUCAAGACUUCCUCUUUACUAAUCACUUAAUAACAGACGUCUGCCGAAUAUGCAACGGGGCUCUGCUUCGGAGUAUGUCAAUGGGUAGCUUUAUCAAAUUUCUAUUAUCAGAGGAGGAUCUAUUUCCCCGAUACUUUGAAUAUGUCAGAUUUCUACUACCAACAUUAGAUCCUGCCAUACUGACAUUUUUAGCUCAACAAUUAGAUCCUCUUUCUACCUCUCUUAAAUGCUGGCAAGAUGAAGUUGCUGUUAUAAGGCAAUGUUUAAGUGUAAAAGCAUUAAUUAAAUCUUAA